Messenger RNA from Darwinula stevensoni, 619 nucleotides. The record is from the annotation of a GenBank genome assembly. NCBI's taxonomy places the organism in Eukaryota, Metazoa, Arthropoda, Ostracoda, Podocopida, Darwinulidae.
GGUAGAUGAGAAUGAAGAUCUUAGCAUGUUGAGGAAUGGAGGGACAAUGGCCACCAAUGCAUUCAAGCAGCUGGAGAAUGAGAAAACAGCGCUGGAAAAACGGAUCGAAGAAAUGGCGAAGGAAAUGGCGGCUUCAGAGAAGCUAAAAGCGGAAAUUGAGAGAAGGAAUAGAGAACUUGAGGAGAACAUUAAGUUAGUGUAUGAAGAGACAGAGCGAGAGAAACGCAAGCUUGAGAAAGACCUCAAGGAUAGCAAAGAGAAGGUAGAAAAGCUGCAGCUGGAACUGCGGACCGUGAAGAAGAGAGCAAAGGACCUUGCGGAGCAGCUCAAGAAUGAGCAGAAUGCAAAUUGUGGGAUAGCGCGAGAUAAACGUAUGCUGGAGGAGGAGCUAAAGGGAAGCAUAGAUCAGGCCGCAAAGUAUAUGACCAUGGAGAAGAAGGUAAAAGAACUUGAGGACCAAGUCAAGAGGGAACAGAAUGCAUAUGGAGAGUUAGAGCGAGAUAAACAUAUGAUCGAAAAGGAGCUCAAGGAAAAGCAACUCGAGACUAGAGGCUGGGUUCUGAUAGGUCGAGGAGCUGCAACAGUUGGUGAAUGUGAAGAAGUCUGCACAACAUGGCGC